Nothoprocta perdicaria is the source of this 2723-nucleotide messenger RNA. It is a transcript of the gene SMARCE1, whose product is annotated as SWI/SNF related, matrix associated, actin dependent regulator of chromatin, subfamily e, member 1. Lineage: Eukaryota; Metazoa; Chordata; Aves; Tinamiformes; Tinamidae. Gene Ontology annotation, biological process: negative regulation of DNA-templated transcription. The coding region runs from base 113 to 1351 and encodes 412 amino acids. Gene Ontology annotation, cellular component: SWI/SNF complex. Gene Ontology annotation, molecular function: nucleosomal DNA binding; nuclear receptor binding. The record is from RefSeq and is a predicted model, not a curated record. The transcript has 11 exons.
CAGGCGCGGCCCGCGCUGCCGCCCCAGCGCUGUGGGGAACAAAGGGAGCGCGGCCGGGCCCGGAGCCGAAUUACAAAUAUAAUGUCAGGUGGCUGAAAAUUUGACUGUCAAAAUGUCAAAAAGGCCAUCUUAUGCUCCGCCUCCUACCCCAGCUCCCGCAACCCAAAUGCCCAGCACACCAGGGUUUGUGGGAUACAAUCCAUACAGCCAUCUGGCCUACAACAACUACAGGCUGGGAGGGAACCCGGGCACCAACAGCCGGGUCACGGCGUCCUCUGGUAUUACCAUUCCAAAGCCCCCCAAACCCCCAGAUAAGCCUCUGAUGCCCUACAUGAGGUACAGCCGGAAGGUCUGGGACCAAGUGAAGGCGUCCAAUCCUGAUUUGAAGUUAUGGGAAAUUGGCAAGAUUAUUGGAGGAAUGUGGCGAGAUCUCACUGAUGAAGAGAAGCAAGAGUAUUUGAAUGAAUAUGAAGCUGAAAAGAUAGAGUACAAUGAGUCCAUGAAGGCCUACCAUAACUCCCCGGCAUACCUGGCCUACAUAAAUGCCAAAAGUCGUGCUGAGGCCGCGCUGGAAGAAGAAAGCCGCCAGCGGCAGUCGCGCAUGGAGAAAGGUGAACCCUACAUGAGCAUCCAGCCCGCAGAGGAUCCGGACGAUUAUGAUGAUGGGUUUUCUAUGAAGCACACAGCUACAGCUCGUUUUCAAAGAAACCAUCGUCUCAUCAGUGAGAUCCUGAGUGAAAGCGUGGUGCCCGAUGUGCGCUCCGUUGUCACUACGGCGAGAAUGCAAGUUCUUAAACGUCAGGUUCAAUCUUUAAUGGUUCAUCAGCGUAAACUGGAAGCUGAGCUUCUGCAAAUCGAAGAGCGUCACCAAGAGAAGAAGAGGAAGUUCUUGGAAAGCACAGAAUCCUUUAACAACGAGCUCAAAAGGCUCUGCAGUUUGAAGGUUGAAGUGGAUAUGGAAAAAAUCGCAGCUGAAAUUGCUCAAGCUGAGGAACAGGCUCGCAAGAGGCAGGAGGAAAGGGAGAAAGAAGCAGCCGAGCAAGCUGAGCGCAGUCAAAAUAAUGUAGCAGCUGAGGAAGAACAGGCAGCUAGCAAGAUGGAGGAGAAGAAAGAAGAGGAGAACACUCCCAUGGAGACAGAAGAGCCUCAUCCAGAAGAGAGUUCAGAAAACCAGCAGAACGGUGAAGAAGGAACAUCCACCCCCGAGGACAAGGAGAGUGGCCAAGAAGGGGUCGAUAGCACUGCAGAGGAGGGGACCAGUGAUAGCAACACUGGUUCAGAGAGCAACAGUGCGACCGUUGAGGAGCCUCCUGCAGACCCUAUCACUGAGGAUAGCGAGAAGAAAGAAUAAAUACUGACUCAUUUCAUGUGUCUCUUUUUAAUGAAGUAUUGUUUUGAGUUCAAAAUGUGCUGUAUGGCUUUUGUACCCUCCUGCCUGUAUCAUUUAUCACCAAAGGAUACUGGCUUUUAUUAAUGUGUCAGAUAUCAGCAUAGUAGUUUAAAAGGGUCAAUUAGGGGCAAAGUAUGUCUUAAAAAAGAAAACAUCUCAUUCUUAAACACAGCCCCGCAGUAGGGAGAGAUGUUAUUUGAGAUUUCUUCCUCUCAAAAGAUUUGUGUUGGUUUUUGUCUUUACAUUAGAAAUCAGGCUGGUUUCUAGUUUCAUGAUCUCAGUGAAAAUGUCUUUUCUUCGGGGCCUGUUUUGUUCCUCUGUAGCUGCUGUGAGAUGUACACACGUUACUGUGUGUGCGGCGACUCAACAGUGUCGUCCAGGCUUAGCUUUACUGAUGGCCUGAUGUGCUCCCUACGUCUCCGAAGCCCGGCCCGUCGCACUGGCUGAUACAGGGGAACAUUUGCACCUAGAGAUGCGUUUGACACGGGACAACUGAAGAACAUUCUGCUUAUAGUACCUGCUUUCCAGUUAGGUGAGGACGUCACUAAUGCAUCGUUUAGUUGGCAUUAGUAUUGAGCAAGGCCACAUUACCACUUUACAUCUGGGUAGAAUCAAGAGCAUUUCCUUGGUUCAACACCAAGACACAGCAGUGGCGGGUGUGUGAUGGCUGCUGGUUCAGUUCUUCCCCGUUAGGAUGUCUGCUGCCGCUGCCCCGCUCGCUCCUCGGAAAGCUUUUGGUACACGGGCAGUGCUCCUGGAUGAGGCUGAGGCCCUUGCUUCCAGUCUGGCUUUCUCUUCUGUGCACUAGUUGCUUUAGAGCUAAGGAAGUUUGCUCAUCCUCUGCACACAACGUCUCAGGAGGUGCCUUUCCAAGCCAAGAGCAGUCCCCUUGAAAUAACCUGACUGCAUUAGGUCUUAGGGUUUGGGUUUUUUCGUAUGUCUUUUCAAGAGUCAAUGCUUCUCUUAACGUUUAACUCUUAUUUCCAGCGCAAUCUCAUGGUAUGACCUCAGCCAAAGAUACAGCAAAAUACAAAGGAGGAGAGUGUUGAAACAUGUUCUUUUAUCUGUUGAGCUCACGCUGAUGAAGUCAGUACAAACAGCGAAGAAAAAAAAUAGUGGUUUUGCUUGCCAUAACCUUUCAAAACUUCUGGCAAUGCUACAGAAGUACUGAAAAGGCCACGUUGUACCCUGUAUAAACACAAGCCCUAUCUGAAGAAAAAAAUGCUCUGAUUACAAAAGCAGAUACAAGCCGUUUCAUGACUCCAACUGUAAAAGAACACGAUGCAUAUGCUUCAAUUAUCUAGUAUGUUUUUACUGAAUAGUGGGUAUAUCA